Closterium sp. Naga37s-1 is the source of this 1374-nucleotide messenger RNA. The record is from the annotation of a GenBank genome assembly. NCBI's taxonomy places the organism in Eukaryota, Viridiplantae, Streptophyta, Zygnematophyceae, Desmidiales, Closteriaceae.
AUGGCAGCUCGAGUUCCUGCGCCACCGUGCGAACCAUCACGUCUCGUGUUGGUACCCCCUCCCCCCGACGACAGCGCGCCGAUCGCAGCCCCGCCCGCCUCGAGGCAACCCGCCGUUUCGUCCCCAUCGCCGCAUCGCGAGUCGCCGCGCAGCUCGGCUGACGUGGACGAGGCCUACCCUGACGUGUCCUCGCUCUCAAUUGGCCUGGCAAACAGCACGAUCCCGUCGCUGGAGCAUGCUGACGUGGAAGUGGUGGUUCCCAGGCGAGCGGGCGACGAGCACGAAGCGGGGGGGAGUGGGCGGGGAGGGGGAGGCGGAGAGGGGGAGGAAGGGGCGGAGGGGGGCUUUGCGAGCAUGGAUGCGAUGCUGCAGUGGGCCAUAGAGCGGUCGGACCCGGAGGCGUCGAGGCAGAGAGCCAAGGAGGUGGCGGAACUCACACCCGCGGAGCUGGAGGAGAAGCGAAAACACAUCCGCGACGUGGUGGACGCCAUGCGCAUGCCGUCCCCCGGCGACCUCAUGCGCGCCGCCAUCGCCCACAUCGCCCCCGCUGCUGCUGCUAAUGGGGGGGCGCCAGGGGAGCAAGGGGGAGGGGAGGAGCAUGAGCGCGUGGUGGGGGCGCUGCAGGAGCUGGCGCAGCUGGUGGAGCCCGUGCAUGCCGCCAACGAUCUGCACAAGCUGGGCGGGCUGGCACCGUUGGGGGUGCUGCUGGCGCAUGGGAGCAGCCAGGUGCGCAGCAUGGCGGCGCUGGUGGUGGGCAAGGCGGCACAGAACAACCGCCAAGUGCAGCACCAGGUGAUGGGCACGGGUGUACUCCAAGCACUCUUCACGCGCCUGCACUCACCGCACCCCAACCCCCCGCUGGGCGAGGACGAGCACGCCAGGCUGCUCUUCGCCCUCUCUGCUGCCAUCCGUGGCCACGUGGCAGCCACCCAUUGGUUCUACCGCCACGGUGGUGUGGCCCUGCUGGCGCGCCUGCUGUCCCUGCCAUCCCCCCGCACGCAGCGCCGGGCGCUCUUUCUGCUCGCUGACCUGGCGGAGAGUGCAGGGGCGCGGGCAGGGGGUGGGGGGGAGGGUGGGGACGCGGAGCGGGAGAAAGAGGGGGUGAGAAUUGCCAAAGGGUUGAAGGGUGAGGGGGACAGUGAGGAGGCAAAUAUGGGGGAGAAGCAAGGAGGGGAGGAACAGGGGAAGGAGGAGCAAGGAAGAGAAGAGUGGUUGGCAGAUGAGGCGCUGAUGAGGGCAGUGGUGGGGCUGCUAGGCGGGGGCGAGGGGGAGAGUGUGGAGGGGCGGGGGGCAGUGUGGAGGCGCAGUGAGGACGGCAGCAGCACGUGGGACCUGGACAUGGUGGAUAAGGUGGGACCUGGACAUGGUGGAUAA